AUGGCUGAGCAGGGCGAUACUGUUCGAGGGGUACCGAAGACGGUGGCGAUCGUCGGUGUGGAACUGCAUGCGGACCAACCUCUCGAAGUACACCUGCGCGUUCUCCGACCAGCCCUGGCCGGCGCACGUGCCCGACUUCCCCGCCGCCUCGGAGGUCGAGGCGUACCUGCGCGGGUUUGCCGAGGAGACCUCCUGGUCUUCUGCGUACGCUUCGGGGCUCGCGUGGUGGCGCUGGAGCCCUCCGAGGGCGUCGGCGAGAGCCGCUGCACGGUGACCUGGGAGCCGGUCGUGCUCGGGUCGGGCGUGGGCGCCGGGGCAGGCGUUGAUGCCAGCGGCGGCGGUGCAUCUCGGGCCCAGAGCUUCGACUUCGGGGUGGUGGCCUCGGGCGUCUUCUCCAAGAGCCACCUCCCCGACCUCGCGGGCCUGCGCGGCUUCGCUGGCCAGCUCUCGCACGCCUCCGCCUACCGCGAGCCGGGCCCCUUCGAGGGCAAGCGCGUUCUCGUCGUCGGCGCCGCCUUCAGCGGCGCCGACAUCGCCGCGGACAUCGCCACCACCGCCGCCUCCGUGGUCGUGGCGGCUCGCCGCCCCAUGUGGUACCUGCCGCGGUACAUCAAGGGGCGGCCCGCCGACCUCGCCUUCUACUCCCGGGCGGGGGCGGACGCGGCCGCGGGCAGCUCGGAAGAGGAGCGGAGCGCCAAGCGCCACAGGUUCUUCGCCUCCGUGGUUGGGGACGUGCCAGCCUCGGUGCGGCUGCCGGACCCCGCGAGAGGGGACGUGCCUUUUGUGCCUUACCAUGUCCAUCACCGAUGGCUUCCUGGACGCCGUGCGCUCCGGGCGGGUGGCCGUGCGUGCCGAGUCCGUGGUCGGGCUGUCGGAAGGCGGCGCGAUCUUCUCGUCGGGCGCCGCGGAGGACUUCGACGCGGUGGUGCUCGCGACGGGCUACCGGCUGGAGCUGCCGUUCCUGCCCCCUCGGCUGCUGGAGGCCCUGGAGUACGACGCGGGCGACUGGCUGCAGCCCGCCGUGCUGCACGAGUGCGUGUGGCACCCCGCGUGCCCCAGCUCCUGGCGUUCGUGGGGCUCUACCGGGGGCCCUACUUCGCGGCCAUGGAGCUGCAGGCCCGCUGGGCCUGCGGGGUUUUCUCCGGGCGGCUGCAGCGACCGGGCGCGGAGGAGCUGGAGAGGGGGCUGCAGCGGGAGCGCGACGUCCGCGCCAAGCUGCCGCGGCAGCAGUUCCCGCACGGGGACUACGUCGGCAUGGUCGAGGCGCUCGCGCGUCGGGUGGGCGUGCACCCACAGCAGCUAUUGAACGACAGCUCGGGCGAGAUGUACCAGCUCUUGUACAAGGGCCCGCUCCUCCCCUUCCACUAUCGCCUGGUGGGCUUCCAGAGCAAGCCAGAGGUUGCCAGCCGUGCCAUCCGUGAGUGCGUCACGAAGCACCCCCUCCCCAUCGAGUGA
This is a messenger RNA of Prorocentrum cordatum, 1455 nucleotides long. NCBI's taxonomy places the organism in Eukaryota, Dinophyceae, Prorocentrales, Prorocentraceae. The record is from the annotation of a GenBank genome assembly.